UGUAGGAAAGUUAUAGAGUUCACAAACUAUGGUAUAGAUCUGAAUAUUGAUCAAUCCCUGAAAUGUCAGAACAGUACAGAUAUCCCCCAAAUGUCAGGACGGUACAGAUAUCCCCCAAAUGUCAGGACAGUACAGAUAUCCCCCAAAUGUCAGGACGGUACAGAUAUCCCCCAAAUGUCAGGACAGUACAAAUAUCCCCCAAAUGUCAGAACUACAGAUAUCCCCCAAAUGUCAGGACAGUACAGAUAUCCCCCAAAUGUCAGGACAGUACAGAUAUCCCCCAAAUGUCAGGACAGUACAGAUAUCCCCCAAAUGUCAGAACGAGUACAGAUAUCCCCCAAAUGUCAGAA
Molecule: messenger RNA, 350 nt
Organism: Staurois parvus
Lineage: Eukaryota; Metazoa; Chordata; Amphibia; Anura; Ranidae
Source: the annotation of a GenBank genome assembly